UCUACGUACAGAGCCACUCACAGCAGAGAAGAAAAUCUCAUAACCUAGACCAAGCAUAUAAAAGACGGUCAGAUAGACAACACAGACCACAGCUAAUACGAACUGUGAGACGGGUCUUGAGAGCAACUGUUUUUAAUAAGGACAGGCAUAAAACUACUUUAUUCAUAGCCUUUGGGACUCGUCUUAUCAAUUCAAGACUCUGACUGGAUAUUGAUUUGAGACAAAGAAAUCCUCUAAACACUAAUGAGCGUGACUAACUCUUCAGCUUAUCGAUCGGAGUGCAGUCACCACCAGACUUCUUCUUCAUCCACAACAAAUCCAUACAUGGAGAAAAGCCGGGGACUCUUUGCUGAGGACUUUGGAUCUUUCAUGUGUCCAAAAGAUGCUUUGGGAUUUCCAAACAGAACAGAGACCCCUGGAAACAUCAAGACACUGGGAGACACGUACGAAUUCACGGUGGAUGUCCAAGACUUCUCGCCUGAGGAUGUGAUAGUCACCACCUCUAACAAUCAGAUUGAAGUUCAUGCUGAAAAGCUUGCUACUGAUGGCACAGUGAUGAACACAUUUACACAUAAAUGCCAGCUGCCAGAGGAUGUGGACCCCACCUCAGUGAAGUCAUGUUUAGGGGCUGAUGGGACUCUCACUAUAAAAGCACAGAGAAACACGGCAAAACUGGAGCAUGCACAAACAUUUCGCACAGAGAUCAAAAUCUAGAUGUUUCUACUGUAACUUGUUUUAUUAACUGUACCUACUAGAUACUUAGUCUUGCUUUGUCAUUCCUCCAUGAUCUCAUUUCUUUGACCAUAUACAUUUAAUUUAAUCAUGUUAGAUGUAGCCUAUGUAAAACAUUGAAGACAAAUACACUGUUACCGUCAAUUUCCCAGCUACACAGAUCCCCAACCACAUUUUUGACACUGACCAACUUAAAGGGAAAAUUCAUCCCAAUAUUAAAAUGUUGUCAUCAUUUACUCAUGCUUUAAUGGAACACAAUAGAUGGAAUUGACAACCUCAGUCAACAUUCACGUUUAUUGUACGGAACAAUUAUGCAAUUAAAAUGAAUGACCGAGUCUGUCAGUGCCUAAUAACAUUCUACCUUUGUGUUCCACAGAAGAAAGAAAGCCACAGAGGCUUGGAACAACAUGGCUGCAUGAGUAAAUGAUGACAGAUUUAUUUUUAUUUUUUUGGUCAACUACUCCUCAAUAACCUUUGUACAAAGGUAGCCUAACAUUUGCUUGCUUACAUUGAAACAGAUUCUGGAUCAUGAUCAUCGCACUGGGACAACAUGGAUCAUAAUACAAUUUGUAAUUAAUAUCAAUGUUUAAAAUGAAGAAGAAGAAAAAACGCUUCAUUGAAUCAUUCUCACUAGUGGUCUCAAACUUUUGGAAAGUGUGGCAAAUAGGAUAAUGACUCACGCAGUUUUUUCCUGAAUACCGUAUGCAUUGUACUUAUAAUCAUUGUAAUUUUAAAUGUAAAACUGUUGUGCGUAAUUUUAAACACUAAUUUAAAACAAAACAGAAUAAAACCAUUUUAUCUGAUUAAUCCUGGUCUCUCGAUUAAUAUAUUGAUAUAUUUUAAGCUUGUGAGCCAAUGGUUUGGUUUGUGUCUGGACAUCAUGAGCAAAUAACAAAGUACUCUAUGUCCCUUUGAUUAGGCUACUUGUUCUAUGAAUAGAGUCUGCAGUCAUUUGUCAGUCUUAUCACCUACUAUUUUUGUGUGUCAAUUUUCAACCUGUCACUGCUGUAGCAGAUAUGAAAUGAAUGUCAGUCAACACUUAUACACAUUGGACAAAAAAAUAAAAAUUCUUGCAUU
Messenger RNA from Triplophysa rosa, 1809 nucleotides. RefSeq names its product heat shock protein family, member 7 (cardiovascular) (gene hspb7). The transcript is spliced from 3 exons. Lineage: Eukaryota; Metazoa; Chordata; Actinopteri; Cypriniformes; Nemacheilidae. Gene Ontology annotation, cellular component: nucleus; cytoplasm. Gene Ontology annotation, biological process: heart development. The record is from RefSeq and is a predicted model, not a curated record. The coding region runs from base 244 to 714 and encodes 156 amino acids.